Aplosporella prunicola CBS 121167 is the source of this 1564-nucleotide messenger RNA. RefSeq lists its product as uncharacterized. The record is from RefSeq and is a predicted model, not a curated record. The transcript has 5 exons. Bases 1 to 1485 code for a protein of 494 amino acids. Lineage: Eukaryota; Fungi; Ascomycota; Dothideomycetes; Botryosphaeriales; Aplosporellaceae.
AUGGCUUCCGAUGGAGGCGCCAGUAACGACGCCGAGCAGCAAGAUGAGCUCGCUCAGUACACGGAAGACCAAGACAACAACCUAGACAUGGAGUUGUUUGGCUCGGACUUUGAAGAUGAUCCUGAAGAAGGCUCCGAUUCGGAUAGCUCUGUCGAGCAAGAGACAGCGCCUAACGAUGAACCAUCUAACGCCCAUGCGAAUUUCCAGCCUGCACUUGAUGUUGUAGAGUCGCAAAGCACUGUCAAUAAUGAGACGACAGCUGCGGCUGAUCCACCUGACAUCCAUACGGAUGUUCAGCGUGCAAAUGAUACUGUAGAGCCGCGCAACACUGGCAACGUCCAAGAAACAACGGCUGAUGUUGUUUCAUCCGGCAAUCAGACAGAUUCCCAGUCUGAAGACGACUCAACUUCUGCGUCGGAGACGUCCGAGACAAGGAACGAUCUGCCCCGUGAGCCGGUAAUGCUCGAUGACAGCACCUUGCCGGAAGUCAAAAGCAAGCGUGUGGAAUGGGUCCAACGGAUGUACGAUUCGAUCAUGGACAGGAACGAUGUCCAAGACAGACCUACCAGCAGAUCAUACGUGAGGUUCGCUGUCGACGACGAAACCACGGCCGACUAUUACAGUGUGAAGAAGCUGGUUGACAUCGCAUACGACAUCUUUGACUGCAUGAUUGACGGCGCUAAGAAGGGUUUCAUCAUCCCGCGCACUAAAAUCAUCAGACUGGGACCCAAGGCGGCCCAAGAUCGUCACUUGAACACUAAGCAGCGCCUUGAAGCUAUUUGUGAGGCCUUAAAGAAAGAGAAAGCCGUCUGCUACGAUGCCGUCGAGAUUGGCAUUCCAAAGAUCCAGGAGCUAGUGUAUGGUCCUUUGGCUUCUGUCGAGAGAAAGACCAGGGAAAGAACUAUCCGGGCUACUGAGCAGCGUGACUUGGUUGCAGCCCAGUCCCCUAGCCCCGACUCUAGCACCACUCGUAAGUGGACCUUCGACGAGUACAACCUGUCUCUCGGGGAGCCAUUUGCAAAGCCAAGCGGGCACAUCAGCAGGAGAACCAUCGGCAACCAGUACCUUAGGUACCAGCCGAGCACAUACCGGCCGAAUGUGUUACUCUACCCUCAACGUGUACGCCCCGAUCCAUACACCCAGUUCCUUACUCAGCAGGGCAUGUACCAGAGACCCGGAUCGGGAACCCCCAUCUACGCCAACGGCCUGCACCGCGUGCAAUUUCCAGCCAGAAGGGUUCCUACUGCUGGAUACGCCGAGAACAUUCCCAUCUAUCCAGAAGAACGGCAGGCUUCCGGUCGCGAGAUCCUCUUGAACUCGAUGGCGAACCCAGUCGAUCGUUUCAUGCUCGCCCAGGCUGGGGGUUACUAUCGCCAGGAGGAAACGCCCUCAGAAGCUCCGCGCCCGUAUGUCUCGCUGCAUGACCUGGAGUAUGAAAAGACAGAACCAAACCCUCGUAUGCAGGCUCCUGGCCCGGGAAAAUAGGGCUUGUCCGCAGCCCUGUUCGCAGCCUUAAGGUGCCGGAACCUGGACAGGAUAGGGUUUGCCUAGAGACUGUGCAGGU